Durusdinium trenchii is the source of this 477-nucleotide messenger RNA. Lineage: Eukaryota; Dinophyceae; Suessiales; Symbiodiniaceae. The record is from the annotation of a GenBank genome assembly.
AUGGCAUUUGCAGCCAAGGCGUUAGCAAGCGUGUUUGUUGACAUGCAACCGCUUCUUUUUUCAGGCGCCGUCAUUGAAGGCAAGGCUAGUUUCUGCUUGGCUCAGUUCAGCUGUAUAGUGCCUUUAGACCUCUGCUCGUUCUACCUACCUCUUGCAACUAAAGAACUUGUGAUGAUGCUCCCUUCUAGCAUUCUUCUCACUUUGGUAUUGGGUGGAGAAGCCUCCUGCUUGUGGGAGUGUGCCGGAGUCUACCAUGCCCAUGAGGCAGGCAUGCUCGUAUGGACCUUUGAGAAGAAGGGAACAUUGCCCGUUCAAUAUGCAGAUCCUUCCAUGAACGUCGCCCUCCGGACGGCGAGCUCUGCCAACGCUGCUGGCAUCACAGCCGUGCAAAGCGCUGCAGAAGCUGACCUGAACGCCACCGGCAUCACGGCCGUGCAGAAUGGAGCAGUCCUAAGCCUGGACACAUCUUCAAUUUGA